Anarrhichthys ocellatus (wolf-eel) is the source of this 2260-nucleotide messenger RNA. Its product is annotated as vacuolar protein sorting-associated protein 13C-like. The annotation marks the transcript as partial. Gene Ontology annotation, biological process: protein retention in Golgi apparatus; mitochondrion organization; protein targeting to vacuole. The transcript is spliced from 7 exons. The record is from RefSeq and is a predicted model, not a curated record. Lineage: Eukaryota; Metazoa; Chordata; Actinopteri; Perciformes; Anarhichadidae.
CUCCAUCUCAGUCUGUCUCUGGGCUCCAGCGGUGAGGACUCGGCUCAGGAGACGGCGGCCCUUCAGUCUUUCAACCUGUUGCUGAAAAGUAUCGGAGCCACGCUGACGGACGUCGAUGACCUCAUCUUCAAACUGGCCUUCUUCCAGGUGAAGUACCAGUUUUACCGCAGAGACAAGCUGAUGUGGGCCGUGGUUCGUCACUACAGUGAACAGUUCCUCAAACAGAUGUAUGUUCUGGUUCUGGGUCUGGACGUCCUGGGGAACCCGUUUGGACUGAUUCGAGGUCUGUCCGAGGGAGUGGAGGCCUUCUUCUACGAACCUUUCCAGGGAGCCGUUCAGGGUCCCGAGGAGUUUGCUGAAGGUUUGGUGAUCGGAGUCCGCAGCCUGUUGGGUCACACAGUCGGUGGCGCUGCAGGUAUGGUUUCCAGGAUCACGGGUUCGGUGGGUAAAGGUCUGGCAGCCAUCACCAUGGACAAAGAGUACCAGCAGAAACGACGAGAGGAGAUUAACCGACCGCCCAAAGACUUCGGAGAGAGUCUGGCUAAAGGAGGAAAGGGACUGCUGAAGGGACUCGUGGGGGGAGUGACGGGCAUCGUCACCAAACCCGUGGAGGGAGCGAAGAAGGAGGGAGCGGCGGGUUUCUUUAAGGGCAUCGGUAAAGGUUUGGUGGGCGUGGUGGCUCGGCCGACGGGCGGCAUCGUGGACAUGGCCAGCAGCACCUUCCAGGGCAUCCAGAGGUACGCAGCGCUUCACACAACUCUUUAAGUGAUGAGUCUUAAUGAACUUCAUGUGUCGUCUGUGUGCUUCACAACGUGUUCGCUGUCUCCUCUGUUCUUCUUCUUCUUGUCUGCUCACUAAUUUUCACAUGUUCUGCUUUUGUUUUCUGUCUGGUGUCGUUGUUUCCCGGAGUUUUGUUCUUUUUUUUUCAUGGGUUUUUUGUUGUGUGAGUAUUUCACCUUGAGCACGUUAAAGCUGAGCUCCUUCUCCACUGCUCAUGUAGAGUAAUUACACUCACUGUGUGAGAGGUUCAGGGCCAGUUUACUGUAGUAGGAGAUGAGAGAGCUGAAGGAGAAGAGCUUCAGCGUGCAGCGGUAUUCUUGCAUGUUUGUUGUCAUCCUGCAGCAGACAGACGGUAAGUCUCUGCAUCGUGUCACAAACACAAACUUCAUCCAUCGUGUCCUGAAACCGAUUCAUGCUCUCAUCGUCCAUUGCUCUUAACACUGCUCCGAGCCCCGCCCCCCUCCUCUGCUUGCUGCGGCAUCGUGAGUUGAGAGGCCACGCCCCUGAGGAGAGUCACCUGACACUUGAAUUAAAUCCUAAAGUUCACAAAAAGUUCACAUAUCCGUCACGUCCACCGGCCCGAAGAAUUCUGAAACGUGAGCAGGAAGUAGUCAGAGCUCACCGACGGAGAACAGCGUUUGUACGGACGCAUUCAUACUGACGCGUUCGUACGGACGCGUUUAUACGGACGCGUUCGUACUGACGCGUUUAUACGGACGCGUUCGUACUGACGCGUUUAUACGGACGCGUUCGUACUGACGCGUUUGUACGGACGCGUUUGUACUGACGCGUUCGUACUGACGCGUUUAUACGGACGCGUUCGUACUGACGCGUUUGUACGGACGCGUUUGUACGGACGUGUUUGUACGGACGCGUUUGUACGGACGCAUUCAUACUGAGGCGUUCAUACUGACGCGUUCGUACGGACGCGUUCGUACGGAUGCGUUUGUACGGACACCUUCAUACUGACGCGUUCAUACUGAGGCGUUUGUACGGACGCGUUCAUACUGAGGCGUUCGUACUGAGGCGUUCGUACUGAGGCGUUCAUACUGACGCGUUUAUACGGACGCGUUUGUACGGACGCAUUCAUACUGACGCGUUCAUACUGAGGCGUUUAUACGGACGCGUUCGUACUGAGGCGUUUAUACGGACGCGUUCAUACUGAGGCGUUCGUACUGAGGCGUUCGUACUGAGGCGUUCAUACUGACGCGUUUAUACGGACGCGUUUGUACUGACGCGUUCGUACUGAGGCGUUUAUACGGACGCAUUCAUACUGACGCGUUCGUACUGAGGCGUUCGUACUGAGGCGUUCGUACUGAGGCGUUCGUACGGACGCAUUCAUACUGACGCGUUCGUACUGAGGCGUUCGUACUGAGGCGUUCAUACGGACGCGUUUGUACGGACGCGUUUGUACGGACGCGUUUGUACGGACGCGUUGGUACUGAGGCGUUGGUACUGAGGCGUUGGUACGGACGCGAUU